Molecule: messenger RNA, 3279 nt
Organism: Mesorhabditis spiculigera
Lineage: Eukaryota; Metazoa; Nematoda; Chromadorea; Rhabditida; Rhabditidae
Source: the annotation of a GenBank genome assembly
AUGUACGUCGGUGGGAAGGAGAUCACCGAAAAGAGCUCCUGGGUGCUCGAGGGCGAUCGGAUGGUCCAGAAGCUGAUCAGAUAUUCUCCAGCGCUGCUAAAGGUCUUUGAUGAGAUCCUGAUCAACGCGGCCGAUAAUAAGCAACGGGCGCCCGAGAUGGACACGAUUCGCGUGACGAUAGACAGAAAGUCGGGCACGAUUUCCGUUUGGAAUAAUGGCACCGGGAUCCCGAUUCGCGAACAUCCAAAAGAGCACGUCCCGAUUCCGACGCUUAUUUUUGGGUAUCCGAUGGUCUCCUCGCAUCUCGACGACUCGAAGACACGGAUUGUAGGCGGUCGCAAUGGCUACGGGGCGAAAGCGUGCAACAUCCUUUCCUCGUCUUUCAAAGUCCGGACCGGUUCCCGGGCCGACCAGAAGCUUUUCGAGCAGACCUGGACGGACAAUAUGGCGAAUAGGGAGGAGUUCAAGUUGUCGAAAUAUGAUGGCGAGGAUUUUACAGAGGUCAUCUUCACGCCCGACUACGCUUGGUUCGGCGUCCCGGGGCUUGAAGCGGACAUGAUUGCGUUGCUACACAAGCGGGUGCUGGAUCUCGCCGCUACGCUGAAUGGCGUUAACGUCUACUAUAAUGGCCUCAGGGUUGAGGUCAAUCGUUUCGAGGAAUAUGCUCGGCUUUUCGUGGCCCCGGAUUCUUCUUUACAUGGUCAACGUCCAAACAAUUAUUGGCACGUAAUCGUGGGCAGCUCGACGAAGGGGAAAGCUUUGCAGCAAAUUUCAUUCGUCAAUAAUGUCCAUACUUCAAAGGGCGGCCGCCACCUAGACUAUGUGUUGAAUCAGAUUGUCGACGCGGUACAGCAGCGAUUGGCCGAACUGGGUCAUCCGAAAAUACGGCCUUCCGAGAUUAAACCCCAUUUUAUCGUCUUCAUCAAUUGCCUGAUUGAGAACCCGUCUUUUCAGGCCCAGACCAAGGAAGAGCUGACGACUACUCCAAAACAUUUCGGCUCCUCCUUCGAGUUGGACGUCAAGAAGCUGCAGCAAUGGGCCGAGGAGGCGGGGAUUCUGGAAGAGAUUUUGUCGAAUACAGAGGCGAAUAAGCGUCCCAAGCGGAAACUGGCCACCGCCGAGGUGGAGAAGCUGAUUGACGCGAAUUGGGCGGGCAAGAAGAGGCGCGACGAGUGCACGCUGAUCAUCACCGAGGGCGAUUCCGCAAAAGCGUUUGCAAUGGCCGGGCUGGAGGCCAAAGGUCGUGAUCGCUUCGGGAUUUUGCCGAUUCGCGGGAAGCUGCUGAACGUGCAGGACGCGGCUGAGGCGCGGGUCUUCGCCAACAAGGAGAUUCUAGCGCUUUGUGCGGCGCUGAAUUUGGAUAAAAAUCGGACGUACGAAACGCAAGCCGACCUCGAUUCCCUUCGCUAUGGAAAACUGAUGCUGUUGGCAGAUCAGGACGACGACGGCGCGCACGUAAAGGGCCUCGUCAUCAAUUUCAUCGGCCACUUCUGGCCAGCUCUUCUGCGCGCCGGCUUCAUCUCUAGCUUCGUGACGGCGUUGAUCAAGGCCCGUCGCGGCGACGAGGUGAUGAACUUCUUCUCGCAGUCCGAGUUCCGUGGCUGGUUCGACCGGCAGCCGGACGCGCACAAGUGGAAAAUCAAAUACUACAAGGGGUUAGGCACGUCCACCUCUCAGGAGGCGCUCGAGUAUUUCCGAAAUUUGGAGCAACAUGUCGUGCCGUUUCGCUGGAGCGCUGGCGACGAUGAGCAGCUCCAGAUGGCGUUCGAUCCGGGCAAGUCAGCGGCAAGGAGAGGCUGGUAUGAGCGAAGGAAUACGGAGCUAGCCGAGCAGGGCGAUGAUGUCAAGGUGUUGCGGUCCAGCGACGGCAUCACCUACUCGGAAUUCGUCGACCAAGAGUUGUUUCGAUAUACGCUACUCAGCAUCCGGCGCCACAUCCCCAGCGUGAUGGACGGGCUGAAGCCGAGUCAGCGGAAGGUGCUGCACACCUGCUUGAGCCAAAGUCGCGACGCCGAAAGCAAAGUGUCGCAGUUGGCAUCGGCGGUCGCGUUGGCGCAAUCAUAUCAUCAUGCCGAGGCCUCCCUCGAGGGCACAAUCGUGCGACUGGCUCAGGAUUUCGUCGGCGCCAACAAUGUCCCGCUUCUGCUGCCAAUCGGCCAGUUUGGCACUCGAUUCGCUGGUGGAGAGGACGCCGCUUCGUCGCGCUACAUUUACACCAAGUUGAGUCCCGUCACCCGGUUGCUGUUUCCGGCACAGGAUGAGCCGAGCCUGGAAUUUGUGGUUGAGGAGGGGCAACGGGCCGAGCCGAAAUGGUUGUGUCCCGUGGUACCUACCGUAUUGCUCAAUGGAUGCGAAGGACUGGCAACGGGAUGGUCCAGCUCGGUCCCGCCCUACAAUCCAAGCGACGUCAUUGGAAACGUCAGACGCUUGAUCCAAGGAAAACCGACGCACAAGAUGAUUCCGCACUUUCGAGGCUUCACAGGGGGCAUCGUGGCCGAGGAAGAGCAGAAUUCCUACAAAGUCCAAGGCGUCAUUCGUGUGCUGAAAAUUCACGGUCCCGAGCGAACCCGUAUCUGCAUCACGGAGCUGCCGGCGCGCGUCUGGACCGAGGACUACAGGCGCGAAGUGAUUGUUGCGUUGCAGAAAGAGGGCGUCAUAAAGGACCUCUCCGAGCAACACACCGAGAACAAAGUGCACUUCGAAUUCGACCUCAUCCACCCACCACUUUUGCCCGCCAACUUGCGCAUCGCCGGGAUGGGCGCCCGGUUUCUGGCCGACCCACAACUACGAAUGGCGCGCACGUUGAGGACAAGUAAUAUGGUGCUGCACGACCCGGCUUCUCUCAUCAAACACUACCAAUCCACCGACGACAUUUUUGCCGACCACUUUGCCGUCCGCCAUCGCCUCUAUGAGGAGCGAAAAGCCCGCGAAAUGACCGGGAUCGAGGCCAAGCUUACGGUGGCUCGUAAUCAGCAUCGCUUUAUGGCGGACGUGAUCGAGGGACGACUGCAGCCGAACGACGACGAGAUCGUCAGCCGUCUCGUAGAGCGAGGCUACGAUUCGGAUCCACGGAGGGUGGGAAAGAAACCCGAGUACGACUACCUGAUCGACGUGCCCAUCCGAAGACUGCGACGGGGCGAGAUGUCGAAGCUCGAAGCGGACAUUCGACAUCUGGAAACACGUCUUCAAUCUACCCAGUGUAGAACCGUCAUCCAGAUGUGGUCGUCCGAUUUGGAUAUUGUCGAGCAGGAGCUCCGAACGUCUGCCUCCCCGAAACGC